Molecule: messenger RNA, 2472 nt
Organism: Colletotrichum truncatum
Lineage: Eukaryota; Fungi; Ascomycota; Sordariomycetes; Glomerellales; Glomerellaceae
Product: DNA repair helicase RAD25
Biological process (GO): transcription initiation at RNA polymerase II promoter; nucleotide-excision repair
Cellular component (GO): transcription factor TFIIH holo complex; nucleotide-excision repair factor 3 complex; transcription preinitiation complex
Molecular function (GO): 3'-5' DNA helicase activity; ATP binding; DNA binding
Source: RefSeq, a predicted model, not a curated record
AUGCCACCGAAGAGGAAGGCUCAAGGGGCCGUCACCGGCAGCAUCAAGGUCGGAAAGGGCUCGGCAGUUUCUACGCCAGGAGCGGCCACUCCUAGGAGCGUUGCUAGCGACAAUGAAUCCUCAGUGGUGGAUCCAGUGAGCGAAUCCGAAGACGAGAACCUUGAAAAGAACGUCGACAAGUUUUCCGUCGAAGCCUACCUCGACAGACCGAAGGCGAACGGUCAUGAAUCCAUGUCAGCGCUUUUCAAGAAGAAGCGCGACUUCUCCUAUCUGCACCUCAAGCCCGACUACCAGAACCGCCCGCUAUGGAUCGACCCAGCAAAGGGUCGCAUUUUCCUUGAGAGUUUCAACCCGCUUGCUGAGCAGGCUCAGGAUUUCCUGAUUACGAUUGCCGAGCCCAUCUCUCGACCGUCCUUCGUUCACGAGUAUGCCCUCACAACGCACAGCUUGUACGCCGCUGUCUCGGUGGGUUUGUCACCCCAAGACAUCAUCAACACGCUCGACCGCUUCCUGAAGAUGCCUUUGCCUGAGAGUAUCCGCAAAUUCAUCGAGGGCUGCACUCAGAGUUUCGGCAAAGUGAAGCUGGUGCUGAAAAACACCAAAUAUUUUGUUGAAAGUACCGAUCCGGUCAUUUUGCAAAAGCUCCUGAAGGACCCUGUUAUUGGGCCUCUCCGAGUGCACGGAAACGAGGAGAUUACAACUACUGCGGCCCCCAAGCAGGGACCAUUGGUCAUCCCCGGCACGGCUAAUGCCGCUGGUGUUCGGCAGGCUGAGGAGCAAAAGGCCAAGGGCCGUGACGGUCAAGUCAAGGAGGACGAUGUCUAUGCGACGCUAAACGAUGACGAUGACGACGACCAGGAAAUCACUCACGCCUUCGAAAUCUCGGAUGAUGCCGUAGAGACAGUCCAGAAGCGUUGUUUGGAAUUGGAAUACCCGGUGCUGGAGGAGUACGACUUCCGCAGAGACGAGGCCAACCCCAACUUAGAGAUUGACUUGCGGCCUGGCACAUUGAUCCGUCCAUAUCAGGAGAAGAGUCUCAGUAAGAUGUUUGGUAAUGGCCGAGCCAAGAGCGGUCUGAUUGUUCUUCCUUGCGGUGCUGGAAAAACGCUUGUCGGAAUCACGGCAGCUUGCACCGUCAAGAAGGGCGUCAUCGUUCUCUGCACCAGUUCCAUGUCUGUCGUACAAUGGCGAAACGAAUUCCUCAAGUGGUCGAAUAUCAAGCCGGAGGAUAUCGAAGCCUUCACUUCUGAUAACAAGGGCAGGGUUUUCCCGGGUAAUACCGGUAUCAUCGUGACCACGUAUUCCAUGGUUACACAGACCAGAGAGAGAUCUCAUGAGGCAAAGAAGAUGAUGGACUUCCUCCAAACUCGUGAAUGGGGUCUCAUGCUCCUUGAUGAGGUGCACGUCGUGCCUGCCAACAUUUUCCGAAAGGUCACGUCGUCCAUCAAGACGCACUCAAAGCUUGGUCUCACUGCGACGCUUCUACGUGAGGACGACAAGAUCUCGGAUCUGAACUUCCUCAUCGGACCAAAGCUCUAUGAAGCCAACUGGAUGGAGCUUUCCGAACAAGGCCAUAUCGCAAAGGUUCAGUGUGCUGAGGUCUGGUGCCCUAUGACCACAGAAUUCUAUGAUGAGUAUCUCAAGGCAUCCGCUCGGAAACGGGCUUUGCUUUACAUCAUGAAUCCCCGCAAGUUCCAGGCAGCCCAGUAUCUCAUUAACUACCACGAAUCUCGAGGAGAUAAGAUCAUUGUCUUCUCCGAUAACGUGUACGCGCUGAAGACCUACGCCGAGAAGCUCGAAAAGGCAUACAUUUUUGGCGGCACGGGCCAGGCAGAACGCAUGAACAUUCUUCAAAACUUCCAGCACAACCCGCAGGUCAAUACCCUUUUCCUGUCAAAGAUUGGAGACACUUCAUUGGAUCUACCUGAGGCGACGUGUCUCAUCCAGAUCUCAUCGCAUUACGGUUCCCGUCGUCAGGAGGCCCAGCGUCUCGGCCGUAUCCUACGAGCCAAGCGAAGAAAUGACGAGGGUUUUAACGCUUUCUUCUAUUCUCUCGUUUCCAAAGACACGCAGGAGAUGUACUACUCCUCCAAGAGACAAGCGUUUUUGGUCGACCAGGGCUACGCAUUCAAGGUUAUCACGCAGCUGGCGAAUAUUGAAAAGACGCCCGGUCUCGCCUACGCCGCUGCCAGCGAGAGACGAGAGCUUCUACAGAAAGUACUCAUUGAGAACGAGGCCGGCGGCGAGGAUGAAGUGAUUGACGACCUGUUUCAUAGCGGCACAAUGGGCCGGGCACCGGCCAGGGGCAGGAAGAAGGCCGCUGCUAGGAGGACGGCAGGAUUGUUGGGCGACUUGUCCGGCGGACAGGACAUGGCGUACAUGGAGCAGAACAAGAGAGUGAAGCUCAAGAAGGGCAAGGCCGAGAGCAACACGUUUUUCAAGAAGAUCCAGAGGGAGAAGGCGAAGCGUUAA